CGGGCUUCAUCAGGCGUCAGAGGCAGGCAGCGCCGUGACUCGUGUCUGCGUGGAGUGACCAAUGAGCAGCCGGAGCUGGAGAUAUAAAUAACGAAUAUAAAUAAUCCUGGGGAGGAAAAAAGGAAAAGAAACGGGCCACUUCGGCACCAGUGGAACGGAUCUGAUGUUUUAGUGCGCUCGCUGCUAAUCCCGACAUUUCCGCCUCUGGAUGGUUUUUUGGGAGCUAAUUAGAAUAAAAUUGAGUUCUGGACAACCUGCGCGCCUCUGAGCCGUUCCCAGCUGGAGACCACAUUACGGAGGAGUGAUGGCCACGUCCGAACCGAGAGCCACCGGCGGGGACCAGGACCCCAACUCUGCUAAUUUAAGACCCCAGUCUGGAACCUACGAGUAUGCGUGGAUGCACGGCUGCACGCGGAAGCUCGGGAUGAAGAUCUGCGGCUUCCUGCAGAAGAACAACAGUCUGGACGAGAGAGGGAGACUCUCGGGCCAGAAGAACCUGCUCUCGUGCGACAACAGCGACCGGGACGCGCGCUUCCGGCGCACAGAGACGGACUUCUCCAACCUGUUCGCCAGAGACCUUCUGCCAGCUAAAAAUGGGGAGGAGCCCACCUUGCAGUUCCUGCUGGAGGUGGUGGACAUCCUUACAAACUACAUCAAGAAAACGUUUGAUCGCUCCACCAAGGUUCUGGACUUCCACCACCCUCACCAGCUGCUGGAGGGAAUGGAGGGCUUUAACCUGGAGCUGUCGGACCAGCCAGAGUCCCUGGAGCAGAUCCUGGUGGACUGCAGGGACACACUCAAAUAUGGAGUCCGGACAGGUCACCCCCGCUUCUUCAACCAGUUAUCUUCCGGUUUGGACAUCAUUGGUCUGGCAGGAGAGUGGCUGACGUCUACAGCAAACACCAACAUGUUCACCUAUGAGAUCGCUCCGGUGUUCGUGCUGAUGGAGCAGCUGACUCUGAAGAAGAUGAGAGAGAUGAUUGGCUGGCCAGGUGGAGAAGGAGACGGCCUCUUCUCUCCAGGGGGCGCCAUCUCCAACAUGUACAGCGUGAUGAUCGCUCGCUACAAGUAUUUCCCUGAAGUAAAGACCAAGGGCAUGGCUGUUGCGCCGCGCCUUGUUCUCUUCACAUCUGAACAUAGCCACUACUCCAUAAAGAAGGCUGGGGCGGCUCUUGGCUUCGGUACUGAUAACGUUGUCCUGCUGAGCACAGAUGAAAGAGGGAGAGUCAUACCUGCAGAUCUGGAAGCUAAAGUCAUUGAUGUUAAACAGAAGGGUCACGUGCCACUCUUUGUUAAUGCAACUGCUGGUUCCACUGUGUACGGGGCGUUUGAUCCCAUCAAUGAGAUUGCUGACAUCUGUGAGAAGUACAACUUAUGGCUCCAUGUUGACGGCGCCUGGGGCGGUGGACUGCUGAUGUCUAGGAAGCACCGCCAUAAGCUAAACGGAGUCGAGCGGGCCAACUCCGUCACAUGGAACCCUCACAAGAUGAUGGGCGUCCCUUUGCAGUGCUCUGCCAUCCUGGUCAGAGAGAAGGGAAUCCUGGCUGGAUGUAACUCCAUGUGUGCCGGCUACCUGUUCCAACCAGACAAACAGUAUGAUGUCACCUACGACACCGGAGACAAGGCCAUCCAGUGUGGCCGGCACGUUGACAUCUUUAAGUUCUGGCUCAUGUGGAAAGCCAAGGGCACCGUAGGGUUUGAGCAGCACAUCGACAAGUGUUUGGAGCUGUCUCAGUACCUCUACAACAAGAUCAAGAACAGGGAAGGGUAUCAGAUGGUGUUUGAUGGAGUGCCCCAGCACACCAACGUCUGCUUCUGGUACAUCCCACCCAGCCUGAGAGGAGUUCCCGACAGCCACGAGAGGCAAGAAAAGCUCCACCGGGUGGCUCCAAAGAUCAAGGCCAUGAUGAUGGAGUCGGGUACCACCAUGGUGGGAUACCAGCCCCAGGGCAACAAGGUCAACUUUUUCCGUAUGGUCGUGUCCAACCCCGCUGUCACCCAGUCCGACAUCGACUUCCUCAUCGAUGAGAUCGAGAGGCUAGGCCACGAUCUGUAGACCUGUGAGCCGACAUGCAUUAGGCGUGGUCUCGUCUUUCAAAGACAAACCGUGAAGCAUUCAGAGUGCUGCAGACGGAAGAACGAGGUUUCAUCAAGUCUUCGCCUGGAGCACUUUAAAUGUUUCUGCUAGAGACUCGCUCAUUAUUUCAACAGAAUCAGACGUGUGUGAGUGCGUGUGUGUGGUCUUUCAAUGUGUAAAUAUAUGUUACCUGGAAUUUUAAUGUAUGAGACAGAGUGAGCGUGUGCCUGUUUGACAACAGAAUGGGAGAAAAAGCACAGAACAGUAAAAUAUCACAAAGUUGUUUGCUGUGUCAAACAUUAGCUUCUCAUGACGAGCUUACAGUGUGUGUGUGUGUGCGUGCGUGUGUGCGUGCGUGCGUGUGCGUGUGUGUGUGUGUGUCUGUGCGUGUGUGUGCAUGUGUGUGUGUGUGUGUGUGCGUUAGGGUUGUCACGAUACUAAAAUUUCAAACUCGAUUCGAUACUUGAAAUAAAACUCGAUACUCGAUUUCGAUACUAUUUAAAAACACCAAUUUAUUGAACAAGUUUAUUCAAAAAAUAACAUUCCUCAAUUUAUAUUGCAAAAAUUAAAUGUUAAGAAUUAAGUGUAUAAAGUGCUUAAACCUUUCAA
Nothobranchius furzeri (turquoise killifish) is the source of this 2686-nucleotide messenger RNA. RefSeq names its product glutamate decarboxylase 1. NCBI's taxonomy places the organism in Eukaryota, Metazoa, Chordata, Actinopteri, Cyprinodontiformes, Nothobranchiidae. The record is from RefSeq and is a predicted model, not a curated record. Gene Ontology annotation, biological process: GABA biosynthetic process. Gene Ontology annotation, cellular component: presynaptic active zone; cytoplasm. Gene Ontology annotation, molecular function: pyridoxal phosphate binding; glutamate decarboxylase activity.